GACCGAAAUCGUUUCGACUAUCGCAUACAAGCAACUUAGAGCAGUGCCGCCCUGGUUGACUAGUGCCGCCCUGGUCCGAUUGCCAGAAAAAAAACAAGACAAGUGAAAAAACGAGAUAAAUCAAAUUAAAAAUAUCAUACAAAAUUGUAGUUAAACAAGCGCUGGAACACGGUAAACUGAAAAUGUGAAUGAAAGCCAUCAAUAAAGAGAGACGAGCGCGAUUUGGUGGCACCAAAUGCUGCAGUUGCAACCUGCACAUGUAUGUGUAUACGCGUGAGUGUGCGUUUGCGUAGGAGGCACCAAAAUAACAACAGCAAUCGCAGUGACAACAAAGAAUCGGAAUCGGAAUCGUACUUGUUUGUACUCGUAGAAGACGUACUUGGAAUCGAAAUUGGAACAGCCACUACCAUAUGCCAGUGGAGGGAAUCGGAGUGCCAAUGCAUAGUUAAUAAAUUCCCAAGGAGCUAUACGACCAGCAGACCUCAAUUGCAAUUGCACGCCCUUGACAAAUCACAGUGUCUCAGCCAAUACGAAACUGGAAGCCAUCAAGUGCUCCCGUUAAGCAAGCAACUGCAGACGGAGCACGGGGGAGGGAGAAGGACCUGGUGGUGCACCAAGCACGCCCGCACUAUGGGCAAUUGCCUGAAAUGCUUCCAGUCUGCCGCCGAACAAUCGAUGCCAACGAACGCCUCGUCCCCCAAUUCACACAAUUCCAAUUCCAACGCCUGCCAGACGGCCACCAGCCUUGCUAAUUGCUACGAAUCGGUGGGCAUUAAUCCCAAUGCCAACGAGCGCUGCGCCUUAGAAACCGAUGAACUGCUCUCUAGCCGAACUCCACUCAAGCCAGCAAAAGCAAACAAUUGUGAUACUAAGCGUAAUAGUUUUAAGUCUUUAGGUUUGCUUAAUGGCAGUGCGCCCACCAUGAGCGACAUCAUAACAACUGCUGUCAAGGAAUCAAUGGAGGUAUCGCACCAGACGCUGAGCAAACUAUUCGACGCGUACAAAGAUCCGGAGGACGAGGACAUGAUACUCACGGACGGCAUCGAGCGACUGUGCAAUGACCUCAACUAUCAGCCCGAUGAGUUCGCAAUUCUCGUCUUGGCCUGGUGCCUGGAUGCCUCCCAGAUGUGCCGCUUCACCAAGGUGGAGUUCAUUGAGGGUCUGCACAAGAUGAGGGCGGACACAAUAGCCAGCAUCCGGGUGCGGCUGGAGCAGACAAUCGAGAUGCUCAAGGCGGACGCCGAGAUGUUCAAGCAGUUGUAUCGCUUCACAUUCCGCUUUGGUCUGGAGCCCGAUCAGCGCGUCCUCUCACUAGAGAUGGCUAUCGACCUGUGGAAACUCGUGUUCACUGUACAAACACCUGAUCUCUUCUCCAACUGGAUUCACUUCCUCGAAAAGCACCCGAAUAUUCGCCGCAUACCGAAGGAUACAUGGAACAUGUACCUCAAUUUUACGGAACAAUGUGAUAUACAAAAUUACGAUGAUACCGAAGCGUGGCCCAGUCUCUUCGACGACUUUGUCGACUACGAGAAAAACCGGGCGCUGGUUUCCUCGGGCAUCCACGACGAUGACAACAACAACGACGAUCCCCUGCAGAGCCACGUGAAAGCCGAGGAUCCGGGUCUGGUGUCAUAGUAGCCAGUCCCCAGUCUCUUCAGGGCCAAGCAACGUUCAACUCGCCAAUAGAAAUUAAAGAAUGUACAUUUUCAUCUUCACUGACGACUCGCUCUCGCUCUCGCUCUCUCUUGCUGCUACUUAAGAUCCCCUGUGGAAGAACAACCUUAAAACACCCGUGGCCACUGAAAACGAACGAUGCGGUGCUGGCGCUGCUUGAGGACGGACUCUCCAACUGCCAUCAUAAGCCAGCUCUUAUUAUGGCUGGCCAACAUUCUGGCCGGAGCAACAACGGACGCAUUUGUUUAUGUAAUUAAAGACUUAUCGACAAGAAUUUUGGAAAAGCUCAAUCAUCGGAAACCACAUGUGUAUAUAACUAAUUGACUUGAAGGCGAAGCAGAAGGCAGACCGUAUAAUAUUUAGCAAUUAAUUGAUGUAUUAUUUUAAACAAGAUUGCAACAUUUUAUGGCACUUAACUAUUUAAAUGCAUACAAUUACAUACUUAACUGUAAGUAGUGGAUGUGAAUUAAAUAAAACCAACUAAAA
Drosophila erecta is the source of this 2160-nucleotide messenger RNA. RefSeq names its product DCN1-like protein 3 (gene SCCRO3). The coding region runs from base 262 to 1635 and encodes 457 amino acids. The record is from RefSeq and is a predicted model, not a curated record. The transcript is spliced from 4 exons. Lineage: Eukaryota; Metazoa; Arthropoda; Insecta; Diptera; Drosophilidae. Gene Ontology annotation, biological process: positive regulation of ubiquitin-protein transferase activity; protein neddylation. Gene Ontology annotation, cellular component: ubiquitin ligase complex. Gene Ontology annotation, molecular function: ubiquitin conjugating enzyme binding; ubiquitin-like protein binding; cullin family protein binding.